Prorocentrum cordatum is the source of this 4008-nucleotide messenger RNA. NCBI's taxonomy places the organism in Eukaryota, Dinophyceae, Prorocentrales, Prorocentraceae. The record is from the annotation of a GenBank genome assembly.
AUGGCCAUGAAGCUACGCGGCAGCAGCAGCUCCAGCGGCGCCGCGGGGCCAGCGCUGCAGGGCUUCCGCAGGGCCGCGCCGGGCUUAUCCGUGCAGCCUCCGGCCGCCAGCGAGUUCAGGGCAUCGAGAUGCUUCAAGAUAGAGUACAACCAAAGCGGCGAGGACGACCAGGACGACGUAGCCAUGACUAAGUGGAUUUUCUCUAUUCCGUCGUGCCGAGAUGUUGAGACGCUCUUCACUCAGGCCCGCGAGGCCCAGUUGUUCCGCGGGAUGGGCAUCGAGCUUGACUUCGAUCACGGUCCGCGGAGCAAGGUGGCGCCUGUGCGCUUGAGGCGAGUGGGGCCCGAGCGUGCCGCAGAGGCGGUGCGCUCGGCCUCGCUCUCGACUGUGCCGUGCGGCCGCAGUGCUGUCCGCGUCGAGGCAGGUGCCAGAAACCUGGAGCUGGGCUGCGCUCGCGUCGCCCUGGCGGCGUCCGGGCAGGAGCACAUCGAAGAUUGCAAGUCAGCGUACCUCUCGUUCGAGCUGAAUCUCAUCAAAGGCAGCAGUGCGCGCGACACAUACAUCGCAACGCUGAAGAGUACGUCCGCGGAGAUGUUCAAACGGAAUACUGCCAUGGAGCUCUCUCGGAAGAGCUUAUCAAGCAUGUGCAAGGCGACCUCCGAGACUCUAAAGGAGCAGUGUAAAUCUGUGACGGAGUUGCUCGACCACUACCCUAGCAAGAUCACGGGUGACAAGGAAAUACAUUUCGGUGACUUGACGGAAGUCCUGGCAGCGGAUGCCUACAUGGAAGCUAUAGAGGUUUCGGAUCGCACGAAUGUUUGCGUCGAUUGGCUAUCAAAAAGGUUGGACAAAGCCGGCAGGGUAUUGGUUCUUGCCUCGGCUGCGACUUCCGUGGCUCAAGUCUGCUACGACGAGCACCCUGACGUUGCAGGUGUCUUGGCGGCGGCAGAGUACAUCGGAGCUGCUGUCUUAGGCCAAGCAGUGGAUGGGAACAUAGCGUAUGGGGCUGGCAUUGCAGGUCUCGGCGCCCUUCCUGUCUUGGGGCUCUGCUGCACGGCUCUCAUCGGUUUGGCCUUCGGAGCGAAGCCCCAUUUCAAGAAGUCUUACGACGUAUUUGCGCAGCCAGUCUUCGCCGAACACAGGCGCCACAGGAAGAAGUUGUUUCUGGACAAGGGCAUGACCGGCUUUGUGGAGCACAAUCCCAAGGGCCUGAGCGGCGCCACUGUCGGUGGAAUGUUGGGCAACGUGAUUCUGCAAAGCGGGAGUCUUCCAAUCAUGGGAGGGGCUGCUUUUGGAUGGUUGGACGCUACGCAGAUGUCAUGGAGAGCACCAACCGCGAGCUCCGAGACGAGCCGGGCCGCGCAUGGCCCCUCGUCCGAGGUGCUGGCCUUCCCGCCGCGGCAGCGCAGCGCCUUCACGCUGACGCCGCUGGACGACACAGGCAGGCGCCUUCUGCUCUUCGGCGGGCGCAGCGGCCCGCCUGGGGGCGGCCACUGCCUGGGCGACGUGCACGUCCUGGAGACGGACGUGGCAGCUGGGCAAGCUGCGAUGGCGCGGCCUCCCGACGCGGGCUCAUCGGACAGCGAGCCAGAGGAGAUAUUCUUCGCCUCCGACUACCGCGCGUUCUGCCAGGCCGCCCCGCGUGCGCCGGCGCGCGGCCGGGACGGCCGGCUCGAGCAGCGAGCCGUGCCCCGGCAGGGGUGCCACAAGCAGGAGAGCGCCUCCGAGGACGGCUCGCCCGCGUGGACCACGCCAGCGCACGAGUGGCAGCACCCGCCCUCCUUCCUGUGCCCGAUCUCCCGGCAGUGCAUGCACGACCCCGUGGUGCUUCCAGACGGGCACACGUACGAGAGGCAGCACAUCCAGCGCUGGCUCUCCCACAGCAGCACCUCGCCUGUCACGCGUCAGGAGCUCAUUGGGACCAAUUUGUACCCCAACCACGCACUGCGUAACGCGAUCGACGAGUACUUCAACGAGCUCUUCUGUGUCCACCGCCAGACCAUCCGGCAGACGAUCCGCCGCCGCGGGACCCGGGACCUUGCCGCGAACGCCCGGUUGUUGCGCACGGUGGACGCGCUGAUGGAGUGUUCGCUGCUGGUGAACGCCGACCACAGCGUGGAGCACAUACUGCGCCACAUUAUGAAUGAGGCUAAGAUGCUGGUCGGGGCUGAGGCCGCGUCCGUCUUCCUGGUCGACGGCAGCCGGCAGGAGCUCUACUCGAGUGUGAAUUCGACGGGCGUCGAAUUGCGGAUCCCGUUUGGUGCCGGCAUCGCUGGUCAUGUUGCCAUGACAGGCGACACGGUCAUCAUCGACGAUGCGUACGCGGAUGCCCGGUUCAACAAGACCAUCGACAGAAAGACGGGAUUUAGAACGCGGACCGUGUUGUGCGCGCCCCUGAAGGCGAGGAAGGGUGGCGUCAUCGGCGUCGUCCAGCUCAUUAACAAGACCCAUAGCAGCGAGACGACCUCCAGGGGGAAUGUGCGAGGGGCUUCCAGUGCCUCUCGGCCAGAGUCAGCUGUGGGCCGCCUCCGGUCAGGACGGUCGUUCGUGAAGGCUCUGGACCCAGACCAGGGCAGCCGCUUCACGGCGGACGACUCGCACUUCUUGGAGGUGUUCGCCUCGCAGGCAGCCACGGCGGUCGUCAACAGCGACACCUUCGGCGAGCUGAACCAGCCUCACCUUCAGACAGAGCACUCCGAUCUGCCGCCCGAGAGGCUGGCGCAGGAGGCAGAGGCGGAUAGGUUGGAGGCAGAGCCAGUCAAGGCGCAGCCUUCCUGCAAGAAGGGGGGUCAGGCGCCGCGCAUCUCCCAGGAGGCCACGACGUUGCUCGAGCAGUCGUUGGACGGCUGGGAUCUGGACGUGGCCACGCUAGCCUCGCUCACCGACGGGCGACCUCUGAGCUCGCUGGGCUGCUUCCUGUUCGACCGGCUGGGGCUCGUGGCGCGCUUCGGCCUGGACAGCGAGAAGGUGUCGCAGUUCUUCCUGGAGCUUGAGCGCGGCUACGACGAUGCGGUCCAGUACCACAAUCCUAGGAUCCCACGCGGCCUCCGUGCUGCACCUGACCCACGCCGCGCUGCGCAGUGGGUCGCUCGCGCAGAAAGCCGCGGCGGCGCUGCGGAGCGACCAGGGUGCGGCCGCAGCGGACGGAGCGCUCGAGGCCAUGGCGUGCCUGCUGGCCGCCGCCUGCCACGACUACGAGCACCCCGGCUGCACGAACGACUUCCUGGUGCGCACGGGCCACGAGCGCGCAGUGCGCUACAACGACAGCCAGGUGAACGAGAACCACCACGCGGCCGCCGCGUUCGCGCUGCUGCGGCGCCCGGGGCUCGACUUCCUGGCCGCGCUGCCGCGGGAGGAGCUGCGCCGCCUCCGCGCCCUCUUCCUGCAGCUGGUCCUCGGCACCGACACGUCCUCCGACAAGAGCAUGCUCGGGGCCUUCGCAGCCGCCCUGGACAAGGCCGCCAGCGCACCGGCGGUCACGCCGCCGGGUGGCGCCUCCCAGGCGGCUCCCGAGGGCGGCGACUUCGUGCCCCGCACGCCCGAGGACGGGGAGCCGUGCUGCUGCUGCAGCUGGCGCUCAAGGGCGCGGACCUCGGCCACCUCACCCUCGGCCUCGCGGCGCACCUGAGGUUCGUGGGUUGCCUGGAGCAGGAGUUCUUCGCCCAGGGCGACAAGGAGAAGGCGCUGGGCAUGCCAGCCUCCUUCCUGAUGGACAGGGACAAGCCAGGCGCCUCCUCUUCCCAGGUCGGCUUCUUCGAGCUCGUCGCCCUCCCCCUGUUCCGCGUCCUGGACCGGGCAUGCCCGUCGCUCCGGCCUAUGCUCGCGGGCGCCGAGCGCAACUGCCUGUAUUGGAAGAGCGUGCAGGGCGACGCGCGUGCCAGCAUCGUGGGGGACAGGCCUGAGGUGGGGGUCUCGCAGAGAGGGGCACCUGGCCCAUAUGGGCAGCGCCCGCUGGUGAGCUGGGCCCGGCAGCGGGGAGGAUUUAGCAGCAAUUCGCCAGAGUUGUGA